GAUUUCCCGAACAUUCGUCCGUCCAUAUCUGAUCGAAGCUGAAUCAGAAGUAUUGAAGCUCUGACAAAAUGGUUGAUUACAGCAAGUGGGAUCAUAUUGAGGUAUCUGAUGAUGAGGAUGACACUCAUCCCAACAUUGAUACACCCAGCCUGUUUAGAUGGCGACACAAGGCAAGAGUAGAACGCAUGGAGGAGCAGAAGAAGGAGAGAGAAAAUGUGGAGCAUGGCACAGAAAGGGCUCAUAAUGCUGUUGAAGAUACAAGACAGUUGCUUUCUGAUCUUAAGACCAAAGGAGAUGAGGAAGGAGCAAAAAAGGCUGGAGCCAAAUUGAAGGAACUUGAGGACGAGGAGAAGAAGUGGAGAGAGAAAGAAGCGGACAUUGAAAAGAAAGAAAAGCUAACACCAUGGAACGUUGACACCCUAAGCAAGCCAGGCUUUGAGAAGACCAUGAUCAAUUCGUAUGAAAAGUCGGAGGAGGACCUUACGGAGGAAGAGAGGGAAAAUAAGAUGGAAACGUUUGUUGAGAAGAACGAGAAGUUGAUCAAGGAGUUUGGGAUGUACAGGAAGUACCCCGAUUCUCAGCGAUUCCUGGUUGAUCACCCGAACCUGGUGUGCGAAGAGACGGCAAACUAUCUGGCGAUAUGGUGUAUCAACUUAGAAUGCCAAGAGAAACAUGGCUUGAUGGAGCAAGUAGCCCACCAGACUAUUAUCAUGCAAUAUCUACUGGAGUUAGCCAAAAGUCUCAAUCGUGAUCCAAGAUCGUGUAUCAGGCCCUUCUUUUCAAAGAUGGAUAAAGCUGAGAAGCAGUACAAGGAUGCGUUUGAUGAUGAGCUUAAAUCAUUUAAGAAGCGAGUUAGGGAGAGAGCUCAGAUCAGGAUAGAUAAAGCUACCAAAGAAGCUGAGGAGGAGAUUGAAAAGGAAAGGCAGGAAAGAUUAGGACCAGGAGGCUUAGAUCCUGCAGAGGUGUUUGAAUCAUUGCCAAAAGAGCUGCAAGAUUGCUUCGAAUCCAAGAGCGUAUCUCAACUCCAAGAAACCAUUGCCAAAAUGAAGCCUGAAGAUGCCACGUACCACAUGAAGCGAUGUGUGGAUUCUGGCCUGUGGGUACCCGGAGGGGGUGCGGACAAAGAUGAAGACGGGGAAGGGGCGACAGCGGGGCCAGGAGACGGCGACGAGGAAGAGGUUUACGAAGAGAUCGACAAAGAAUCGGAGACGAAUCUUGAUGCUGUUGACUAAACCAAGCUUCUGUUGAUCGUGUUGUAACUCACUAAACUAACUCAAAGACGCCUUAGCGACAUCUGGGAAGCGUUUUAUGAAAGGACUUGUCAGAUGUCUUAAUCGACAGUAACCGUAUGAACAGACACCUGUGCUAUCAGCCAGUCAAAAUGAAGGAAGUUAGAAGAUAUGGCAACUUUUCAGACGACAGACAUUCAUCAAAUUUUAUGAAGCUUUUCAGCACUGACUAGUCGGACAUCAAUGCUUCUCAGCCAAUCAGAGCCAAGGAAAGUUGUCAGAUCCGGGGGGGGGGGGGGGGAGUUUCACAAAGAGUUAAGUGUGACUUAUGGUCGCACUUCAAUUUCAGUUUGUGUAGUAUGAAAGGCAUCACCACAUUGGUGAGAUUACUGGGCCCCAUCUUACAAAGAGUUAUGAUUGAUCCGAUCAAUCGCAACUAUGGACGGCCAGCAACGUCAACAUGUAUUAUUCAUGUUUGUUCAAAAUAUUUUCUAUGAUGUAUAUUCAUUCAUGCAUUCAUUGUUUUCUUGAAAAUUCACUGCGCUUCUCUUUGUUUACAUAGGACAUUGUGAAAAUUUCCUAUAGAAAAAAAUAUGACACUGAUGGAUUUCCAUAGAGUUACGAUUGAUUGGAUCAAUCGUAACUCUUUGUAAGGCAGGGCAUUGGACGCGUAGUACCACAUAUCUGGCAAUCAGGGACCCGUCUCACAAAGAGUUGCUAUUGAUCUGAUCAACCACAACUAUGGACGUCCUGCAACAUUAACAUCUAAUAUGUAUGUUUGUUCAAAAUAUGUUCUAGAUAUGAUGUAUAUGCACACAUUCAUCAUUCUCUUGAAAAUUCAGUGCAUGAUUGUCUUUGUUUACUUAGGAGAUUUUGCAAAUUUCCUAUAGAAAAAAUUAUGGUAUGGAUGGAUUUCCAUACAGUUGAUAUUGAUUGGAUCAAUCGUAACUCUUUGUAAGACGGGGCCCUGAUUAUGUGUUAAAUAACGUGCGCUUUGGCCUUUAAGCAUGACUCUAAUCAUACUUUACUCUUUGUGAAACACCCCCCUCGCGACUUGUCAGAAAACAAAUGUUGAUGAAACCCUCCCCGCGAGUGUGAACAGAUGAACAUAUGCCUGAAUAUAUUGUUUCGACUCUAGGUGUGUUUAUACAUGAUUGAAUUAGCGUUUUGAAAUGCACAUGCUGGACUCAUCUUGUGGAAGUACUGUUGAUGCUCAACUUAAACAUCCCAAGAGAAGGCCCACUUUUUUCAAUAUUUAUCUGUGGCAUAUGGAAGGUGCUGAGUGAAACGUCAUAUGUACUAGCUUAUUAGUAAUGUUGCCUUUAUGUUCCUCUUAUAAACAACAUUUAUGUAUACACCAUAUCCCAAUGCAUCUUUCUUUGGUGUGCAUUAGCAGUUAGCGUUCUAGAUUGGCACUUUUUAAAUAACAAGAAUGACAAAUAAGAAUGUUCAUCAUUGUGGUACUCAGAGCUGUAAAGUAGUACUUGUUUUCAGUAAUUAUUACUGAAAAAUGAGAAAGAAUACUGGUGGUUUCAUGCAAUUGCUGAUUUCUAAAGUUUCAGUUUAUGUGUUGUCCUAUGGUAUUUCUGUGAAAAUACUGAUCUUCUUACAAAAAUACUGAUUUUCAGCCUUUAAAAUGCUGAAAUGUUCUUGAUCGGGUUGGCAUCACUGCAUCCUGAGCGUGUUAACCCCUCCCCUCUCAUCCUGCCCUCAAAGUUGAGCUACAAAUGAUGCUUUUGUACUAUUUCUGUUGAGCCAUCCUCAGUGGAAUUCAUAAAAAGAUAAGAAACCUCUGCUCGUGCGGUCUUGUGGUUAGACCAUUGGACCCAUGAUUAUGAGCUUGUGAGUUCAAGUCCCGCUUGGCCAUUAUCUCCUCUUUAACCAUAAAGACCAGAGAGUAAUUUCUAUUGUCUAAGAUCAGACACUAUGUAUGAGUGCAGCGAAAAUAGUGCAGCUUAUCGUGGUGAAUCAGUGCAGUGCCUGUGUUUAGAAAAUAAGCCUUCUAACCACAGAACAAGUGGGAAUAUAUGUACAUGUGUAUCCACAGCUUUAUUAUUCAUUUUCAUUUCUGUUGGUGCUUUUGCUAACAAGCAUAAACAAGUUUUCAUCAUCAAUAUUAGCCAUUAAGACUGCAUCCUGUUGUGUAUGUUACUAAACACCUGGGGGUACCUCACAAAGAUGUAAUUGUGACUUUGAGUCACACUUAAAUUCCCAGUUGCAUACGGUUUAUAACGCAUCACCGCACUACUGCUUUAUCAAUCAUAUUACGCGUAAAACAACAUGCGGUCGUUGGCAUUUAAGCAUGACUAAGUCACACUUUACUCUUGGAAAGAAAAACACUCCCCUGGAAGUUUGAAAUUGAUGGAAAUGGAUUUCAAAUUGAUGUUAUCACAACUCUGUAUGUAAAGAUAGGCUGCAAGUUAACAUUUGAUUUGAUCGCUCAUAGUUAUUGUAGUAAAAUUUGUUAAUGGAUAUCAGCUCCAAUGAAUCAAUUUCUAUUGAAUACAUUAUCAAAUAUCAAUAAAUGCAUUAGCAAUGGAUGUAUUAUCCAUGAAUAAAAACUUUUAUAAACCAAACAGUUCGAAAUAUGCAAAGCUGUGCUCUUGAAUGGAAAUGAGAGGUAGAGAAAUAGAAAAUCUGUAAAUACAAUGGUUUAACCAAAUUGAUUUCAUAAAAAUAUGUCAUUUAUUGUCAGGAAGUUUUUCCUGAAAUUCCGCCUCAUUAAAUUCAAUUUUGAAUGUAUUAAAUACAGAGUUCUGUUUUAUUUUAAUGUGUAACGUUAUGCUUAAACCUAUUGUUUAUUUAUCUUAUGGUAUGGUAUUGUUUAUUUAUUUUAACAUUUUGUUAUUUCGUGAAGAAUGCAUGGCAUCAAUUCUUAUUAGUUACUCAGAAGUUAUGAUUUUGUCCAGAAAAUACACCAAAUAAUGAAUAUAUGAUUUACCUUAAAAGUUUCAGAUAUGUUUACAUCUUUUACCUUCAUUGCCAUAAGUACAUUGAUAUAUUUUAGGAGAUGGUUUCAUAAAAUUGUUUGUAAAGUUACAAAUGACUUGAUUAUGGUAAGUCAAAUGUAAACCAAAUGUGAUCAAUCAUUAUGACCCACAGCCUUAUUGCUCAAAAUCGUUUUUGCAAAAAAAAAAAAAUGAAUAGAGAAAGGUUUUAAAUGCAGCCAUAAUUUGUUAAACAUAUGAUAAAAACCUGCAUGCACCUCAUUUUUGCAAUUGAUAUUCCAUUCAAUUUUAGAAUCAUGCAUAACUUUGUAGAAUAACCUUCAAGGGCCUGUUGCAGCAAGAGGUACAAUCGAUGGCAACUCAAAAAUUCAAGCACUAGUCUGAAACGGUGUAUUCGAAGGAUGAAAAUUAAGUUGCUUUUAUGGAGUUUCAUGAAAGGACUUAAGUCCCAUUUUAUCUGACAGUUGCUAUAGUAACAUUGCAUCUCAGCCAAUCAAAAUCAAGGAAAGUUGUCAGCUCUUGUCAGACAAAACUGUUGAUGAAACACUCCCCAGAUCAUUUAAUUUCAUUUGGUAUAUUAUACCAUUAUUUGUCAUUAAAAUGCAGUGAUUUAGAACAGAACUUAAAUGCAUUGAUUCUUGGAGCCAUUUUAAUUUUUUUAUAUAUAUUAAUGCUGCAAUGUUUGUAUACCUUAUCAGUUACGAAUUCUGAGGAGUAUUGGAAAGCAAAUUUUACGUUGUAAGUUGUUCUGAGUAAAAUGAUAAUUCAAUGUAUAGGCAUAUACCAAA
Molecule: messenger RNA, 4965 nt
Organism: Lytechinus pictus (painted urchin)
Lineage: Eukaryota; Metazoa; Echinodermata; Echinoidea; Temnopleuroida; Toxopneustidae
Product: hsp90 co-chaperone Cdc37-like
Exons: 10
Coding region: 69-1232 (387 amino acids)
Biological process (GO): protein folding; protein stabilization
Cellular component (GO): cytoplasm
Molecular function (GO): protein kinase binding; protein-folding chaperone binding; heat shock protein binding
Source: RefSeq, a predicted model, not a curated record